GUACGCACGCGCGCCAAAUGCGGAACCUCAGACGAUUGGAGAAUGUGCCCAGGGGUUUUAGCUAAAAGGGGCUGUUAAGGAUGUGCUGUAAUUGUAGACAGUGAAGGUGUAAAUGUAAGAAAUUGUAACUUUAAGGAGUAUUAGUAUUAUUAGGCAAAGCCGGUCUUAUCCCUUUUACGUCUGGAAAUUGCGCAGGACAAAAAUGAAGAGCUGCCAUGAGUUUUAUCUUGUCUACACCUUGUCUCUCCUCUUUGGUCUAACUUGUAUAAUAAUUGUGACUACUUGGAGUAAGGGCUACAGGGGAGGCUUUGCCUGGGAUGGCUCAGUGAAGAUGUUUAAUUGGCAUCCUGUCUGCAUGGUGACUGGGCUUGUUGUCCUUUAUGGAAAUGCUAUUCUGGUAUACAGAUUUCCUUUCACCUGGUCCAGCAGCAAGUUCAUCCUAAAAUUAGUUCAUGCUACAUUGAACCUUGGUGCAUUGUCUCUAGCCAUUAUUGGAUUAGUGGCAGCAUUUGGGUUCCACAAUAAGAUGCACAUCCCCAACUUGUAUUCUAUACACAGCUGGGUAGGAUUUGCAGCUAUCCUUCUUUUUGGCUUUCAGUGGUUGCUGGGAUUCCUGGCCUUUUUACUCCCCUGCACACCCCUCUGGCUUCGAGCUGCUUACAAAGAUCUGCAUGUCUUCUUUGGACUUGGUAUCUUAGUAAUGGCCAUUGCUGCUUCUGUGUCAGGAAUUAAUGAAAAGUUGAUAUUUGUGCUCAAUGUUCCAAACUCAACUGGUCCCUACAAGAAUCUUCCACCUGAGGCAUGUCUGGCCAAUGUUUUGGGAAUGAUGCUGUUGUGUUUCUCACUUACAAUAGCCUGGAUGCUCCUUAAGCACAAAUGGCAGCGUCCAAAUGCAUGUGAAACUGUAAUCAGCGAUGCAACAGAGCCACUUCUGACUGAAAACUAAAUGAUGAAUAGCUGAAGCUUUUUGGAUGCAGUUGAAGCCAGCUGAGAUCUGUAUAGUGUUACUAUUCUGUAUGGAAUUAGUGACUCAUCAACAAUGGUCUUAUCCCUACAUCAAUGAGUUCUUCAAGUAACCUUCGCAUUAUUUUGUCAAGUCUAAAAGCAGACAGGAUCUAAACUGAAUUAUGAAUUUUUUUUUAAAAAAGGUAGAAUGGACCUCCUUUUGUAUCUGCUUUACACUUGUUAGAUUUCAGCCAGUCUGUUCACAGGAUGGACUGCAUAAGUAACCAACUUUAAUUAAACAUUGUCGCACUUUACAUUAGAAGCCAGCAACUCCACUAGCAUGAUUAGUGCAAUUAGGAAACUUCAACCCAUUUUGAACAUUUUGGGGGAAGAGGGAGAAAGAGUUCUAACUUAAAAUUUGACUAGUCAUCAUUUGAAGCAGAUUUCUAUAUGGCUUUCCAAAUAAAGAGAAUGUGUUUUUGUUUUAUUUUCUGGAAUAUUGACAUGCACUUGCUUCAGAGUAAUUCCUCUUUGUUAAGGAAAGAGGAACUCAUUGAUUGAGUAGGAUGUAACUGGGCGAAAAGAAAUGCACCUUGUCACAUGCUAGGACUUAGAUUGUAAGCCUCAGCUUUUAAAUUCAGCACCACAAUGCUGAUGAUUACUUUACUUGCAUUUUGAGACUAAGCUUGAAUCCAGCCUAGAUUGUUGGAAGCUUCUCCAUGAUGCCAAAAUUUCAAAAUCAAGAGCCAUAAACAAUCUAAUGCCCAAAGCUUGGAUAUGACUACAGUCUGAAAAAGUUUGCACAAGAUUGGCACUUGAGAGAUAAUAUUACUGAUUUCUGCCAGCAGUUUAAUUUUUAUUUUUACUCACUGCAGCUGCAAAAGCUUUAUUAUAUAUGUGCACUUGACAAGAUUUUUUUUCUGUCAACAACUUAUUAACUUUAAAACAUCCUGUUCCUGGAAUGCAUGACUUUUGUGAGAAGGAAGAAAAUGAACUAAAUUAACUCUUAUAUUUUUUUAAAAUAAUCACUAAAGCUGGAGUUAAAUACACUUAAGAAUUCUUGAUGUCUUUGUCUUUGUCAUUCAUAUAUACUGUUGACCUUCAAUAAAUGUAGAUUUGGUUGAA
Rhincodon typus (whale shark) is the source of this 2070-nucleotide messenger RNA. Its product is annotated as lysosomal membrane ascorbate-dependent ferrireductase CYB561A3-like. The transcript has 6 exons. Lineage: Eukaryota; Metazoa; Chordata; Chondrichthyes; Orectolobiformes; Rhincodontidae. Gene Ontology annotation, cellular component: lysosomal membrane. The coding region runs from base 203 to 946 and encodes 247 amino acids. Gene Ontology annotation, molecular function: oxidoreductase activity. The record is from RefSeq and is a predicted model, not a curated record.